Messenger RNA from Aphanomyces invadans, 2113 nucleotides. RefSeq lists its product as hypothetical. The record is from RefSeq and is a predicted model, not a curated record. NCBI's taxonomy places the organism in Eukaryota, Oomycota, Saprolegniomycetes, Saprolegniales, Verrucalvaceae. The transcript has a single exon. Gene Ontology annotation, molecular function: metalloendopeptidase activity. Gene Ontology annotation, cellular component: plasma membrane. The coding region runs from base 53 to 2068 and encodes 671 amino acids. Gene Ontology annotation, biological process: protein processing.
CGUCUGCGGCGUCGAUCUUGGGGCGAGUCGCCAUUCCCGAAUUUCACCCACGAUGGUCCGAGUCGUCGUGUCCGUCAGCGCCGUAGCUGCGAUGGUCGCCGGUGGGUCGAUCACGGACCUCCCCGAGUCCGUGACCAAGCUCAUGGACUUGACCGCGAACCCGUGCGAAGACUUUUACCAGUACGCGUGCGGCGCGUGGUACAAGGACGCCGUGAUUCCGCCGGACCGAACCAACAUCGACACGUCGUUCACCAAGAUCUCGAUGCGGAACGAAGCCAUCUUGACCAAGAUCUUGACCGACAACAAGCCCAAGCUCGCCGAGUUUUACAACUCGUGCUUGGACACAGCGACGUUGUCGUCGCUGGGGCUGACGCCGCUCGCGGACGCGUUCAAGGCCAUCCGCGCCGCCAACUCGACGCUGGACCUGCUCGUCGUCGCGGGCCAGUUGGUCAAGAACGGGAUCCCGGCCUUCGUCGACAUCAACGCGAGCGGCGACGACAACGACUCGACCAAGAACGCGCUGUUUGGGUUCCAGACCCCGCUGACCCUGUCCCGGUCGUACUACACGAACCCGACCAAGUGGGCGACGGUCGAAGCCGACUACAAGGUGUACAUUGCGUCCAUCUUGCAGCUCGCGGGGUACAUGGCGGAGCAGGCCGCGGCGGCCGUCCCCGUGAUCGUCCGGUUCGAGCAGUCGCUGGCGGGGGUCGCUCUGACCACGCUCCAAGAAAUGGAGGCCGCGGUGUCGCCGUACACGGCGUUCUCGUUCUUCGACCUCGACCAAAAGUACCCGCUGGUGGUCGGGUCGUGGCUCAAGGGCAACGGGUUUAACGUGCGCGACCAGUGCGGCGGCGCGAACGACUGGGUCGGUUUCUACGACCUGUCGUACAUUGACAAGACGGAAGCGCUGCUCAAGGCCACGUCGGUGGACACCCUCCGCACGAUGAUCGAGUACAAGGUGCUGCACGCGUCGGCGACGCACCUGACGCCCGAGUUCCGCACGGCCAACUGGAAGUUGUUUGGGAAAAAGCUCGCGGGCCAGACGGUCGAGCCAACGCGUGAAAAGUUUUGCGCCGCCCAGAUCGACGCGUCGGUGGGCGAGCUCCUCGGCAAGUACUACAUGGACGUGGUGUGGUCGGCCGACACGGCCAAGACCGCAGACAACCUCGUCAAAGCAUUGGAGGCGUCGUUUUCGACGGGCAUCGCGACCGCCGACUGGCUCGACGACUCGACUCGCACGAACGCGCAGACCAAGUUGUCCAAGUUUGUGCACUUGUUGGGUGGUCCAGAGAAGCCGCAGUUGUUUCCGAACGUGACGUUCGACGCCAAGUCGUUUUUGGCGAACCGGUGGAAGGCGAGCCAGGUCACGAUCGAGACCAACUUGAACCUGAACGGCCAGCCCGUCGACAAGCGCCAGUUUGGCAUGACUCCGCAGACCGUGAAUGCGUACUACAGCCCGACCGUCAACCAGAUCGUGUUCCCGGCCGGCAUUCUGCAGAGCCCGUUCUUUGACGGGUCGUUCGACGCGGCGCAAAACUUUGGCGCGAUCGGGAUGGUCAUCGGCCACGAAAUCACGCACGGGUUUGACAACAGCGGCCGCAACUUUGACGGCGACGGCAACUUGAGCCCGUGGUGGUCCAACGCGACGAGCGCCGCGUUCAACAAGAAGGCGCAGUGCAUCGUGGACCAGUACUCCAAGUUUGUCGUCAAGAGCGAGGUCACGGGGGCCGUCUUGGGCAACGUGAAUGGGAAGCUCACGCUGGGCGAGACGAUUGCCGACAACGGCGGGCUCAAGACGAGCUUCCGUGCGUACCACGAGUACUUGAAGUCGUUUCCGUCGCAGUACACGACCGAGACAGGGGACAAGCUCUUCUUUUUGUCGUUUGCCCAAGGCUGGUGCUCCAAAAACUCGGACGCGCGCCUGACGGCGGUGCUCGCGGACCCCCAUCCCCCCGGCCGCUUCCGCGUCGCGGGCGCACUCCAGAACAAUGCCGACUUUGCCCGCGUGUUUCAGUGCCCGACCGAGUCGUACUACAACCCGUCCGCCAAGUGUCUGUUGUGGGAGUAGACUCUAGGUCCCGUCGUUUGAGUGUGAACGAUCCUUUUGUCCCGU